This is a messenger RNA of Megalops cyprinoides (Indo-Pacific tarpon), 563 nucleotides long. It is a transcript of the gene lyrm5a, whose product is annotated as LYR motif containing 5a. Gene Ontology annotation, biological process: respiratory electron transport chain. The record is from RefSeq and is a predicted model, not a curated record. Lineage: Eukaryota; Metazoa; Chordata; Actinopteri; Elopiformes; Megalopidae. The transcript has 3 exons. The coding region runs from base 115 to 366 and encodes 83 amino acids. Gene Ontology annotation, cellular component: mitochondrion.
GUCAACUGAUGUUGUCACGUACGCCUUUGUUUAUGCACCCAGUAGUGAACUAAUGUUUGAAGGACAAGGUUGUUACAAAGAAGCGCAGGCCUGGUUCACGUCUAGAAGGUGAUAAUGGCCAAUCCGCUGAGAGGUGAAGUAGUCAGAUUGUACAAGAAUCUGCUGUUUCUCGGACGGGAGUAUCCCAAAGGUGCCAACUACUUCAGAGAGCGUCUGAAGACUGCGUUCAUGAAGAACAAGGAUGAGACGGACCCUGAAAAGAUCAAAAAGCUGAUUGCCCGUGGGGAGUUUGUAAUAAAGGAGCUAGAGGCCCUGUAUUACCUGAGGAAAUACAGGGCUCUGAAGAAGCGAUACUAUGAGGACUAACGAAUCAUGAUGCACUGUGUCUACACUGUGUCCAUGGCCUCUCCUCCACAAUUUGGGUGCUACUAGUGUGGAGACAUGCCAUGAGCGACUGUCCUUAUCGAUACAACACUGUUUCUGCAUGUUCAAUGGUCAUUAUUAAAAGCAGAGGCUGGAUCGUGGCUUGCCCUCUCUGUGAUUUUCAGGAAAAGAAAUUGUUA